AUUUGUAUCUAAAAAAUGAAUUUCGCUAAAGGAUUUCUACUCUUUAUUGUAGUCUUGGCUGUGUUUGCAGGGCAAACUGAAGCUGGAUGGUUGAAAAAAAUUGGAAAACGAUUGGAAAGAACUGGUCAAAACCUUCGAGAUGCAUCUAUAAAAACGAUAGCAAUAGCUCAGCAAGCUGCAGAUGUUGCUGCAACUUUAAAAGGAUAA
Episyrphus balteatus (marmalade hoverfly) is the source of this 207-nucleotide messenger RNA. RefSeq names its product cecropin-1-like. The coding region runs from base 16 to 207 and encodes 63 amino acids. Gene Ontology annotation, cellular component: extracellular region. Gene Ontology annotation, biological process: antibacterial humoral response; defense response to Gram-positive bacterium; defense response to Gram-negative bacterium. The transcript has 2 exons. NCBI's taxonomy places the organism in Eukaryota, Metazoa, Arthropoda, Insecta, Diptera, Syrphidae. The record is from RefSeq and is a predicted model, not a curated record.